This is a messenger RNA of Aspergillus chevalieri, 2205 nucleotides long. It is a transcript of the gene abp2, whose product is annotated as putative ARS binding protein Abp2. NCBI's taxonomy places the organism in Eukaryota, Fungi, Ascomycota, Eurotiomycetes, Eurotiales, Aspergillaceae. The transcript is spliced from 2 exons. Gene Ontology annotation, molecular function: DNA replication origin binding. The coding region runs from base 1 to 2205 and encodes 734 amino acids. The record is from RefSeq and is a predicted model, not a curated record.
AUGGAGGGCUCAUUUCCCGGCGCGAUGAAUCAACCAGAUCGAGGGGAAUUGGGGGGAAAUCCGAUUGUUGUUCAGCAGUACGCGAGAUAUCCGCCAACGAUGGAGCCUGCGCUGCCCAGCGCCUCGUCCAUUGAUAGCUCUCGCAGUCGAGUGGCUGCCUCUAAAUCACCGUCACUUCAGCAUAAAGAGACACCACGCAGUCUACAGGCGUCCCCGACAGUCCAGCGAUCGAUUAUUCAUCGGCCACCAUCAGUGCGGUCAGGGCCGUCAAUGUCCCCUCCAGUGUUUGAUUCAAUGCGCCAGAAACAGUCGACAGAGUCAAUGGACCAAGCGGAGUCCCGGACGUUGCCUUCACGAGAUAUCACAGAUCAGAACAUUGACGAUGCAUAUGUGGCGUUUAUUUUUUACUGCAAUCCAAACGUUCCCAGUUCCGUGGAUACAUUUGAGCUACGGAAGACAUUUCGAUCGCCUCCUCGCAGUGAUGGGAAGAGUUUCAGCAUCUUCAGCUUGUGGGAGCUGAUUCAAAAGUUCGAUGCCAAGGAAGUGAAAACGUGGAUCCAAUUGGCCAUCGAACUGGGUGUUGAGCCUCCAUCUGCCGAGAAGAAACAGAGCACGCAGAAGGUGCAGCAAUAUGCUGUUCGACUCAAGCGCUGGAUGAGAGCAAUGCAUGUUGAUGCUUUCUUCGAGUUCUGCCUCGGCCAUCCCCAUCCUUACUACACACAGCGUCCCGCCGUCAAUGCAUCGGUCAGCGACAGUCGUGACGGCGUUCCUUUGGAGGAAGAUCUUGCUCUACGGGCACUUGUCCCACAAUGGAAGCCAAAGCGAGGCAGGAAGAGAGCAGAGGAUAAAGAAGACGACGACAAGCCAGCUAAACGGCCUCAAUUGGACACUUCUGUUGGAAUUCUACAUGGUGGCUCUUUUCAGCCACAUUCUGCUGCCUUUCCCCAGAGUGCAAUUCCUUUUAGCGCUUUUCCAGAUGAAGUGGAGUCCCACGAUCCGUGGAUGACAGCGACGUCUGCAUUUCCGGCAGAUGCACCAAACGCUCAGCAGGGACAGGAUAUAAGGUGGCGCGCGCUUGAGCGCGAUGCGUCUCCCGCCAAUUACCCACAAUCAGCCAUUAUUCCUCGCGGGCAUCAUCCAUCAGACGUAUUCCUCGCUGCUGAACCGCGGUCAGCAAUCACCCCGCCCCCUGGGGACAAAUCACGGUCUCGCAGACGCCAUGGGCCUGCCGUGUCAUCCGCUUGGCCUAGCAGCAACGGUUCGUCCACCGGGAAAGCUCGAGGCCGGCCACCAAACCGUGGCACUGUUUCGGGACCAUUUUCUUCGUUCCCUGUGAAUCCGGCGCGUGAUGAGUCAUCUCAUGGAGAGAAUUCCACUCGACCGGCCUCUGCUGUGGGACUGGACCAAAAUUCAUUUGGUCAAUUUCAAUCACCUGCCCCUUUCCAGCAAGGUGGUAAGCCUGGCAAACUUCAACUACAAGUUCCGCAGAAUACAGGCGCACCCGUCCGUUUGGCAACACCACCUACAGUCAUGGUUAAUGGAACCGAACCGUCAAAGGCCGAGCCUGUGCCUGAAGCCUCGGGUGCACAGUCAUCUGAUCCCAAACCCAAUAACCUGUAUGAGAAACUUGUAUGGGUAUUAGCGGAUGAAAUUCAGCGUGCAGACACGAACAACAGGAGUUUCUCGUUAAGGCCGGGUGAGGCACGCAGUCUAGCACAGGGUGUUAUCAAGAAAAUCACAUCUUCAUUACCAAACUUGUCCGGAGCGGCUUCGACGCGCUUGGUCGCCUUUCAUCUCGGAUUCGGAUCACUCGCCGGUUACCAGGGGCCGAUUUCCGGGUCUACGGUGGUGCACGCACAGUCAGCGGCUACAUUCCUUGGAGCAAACCUACCACCCGGGUUUAUAUACUCAGUCGAACGUGAAUACAGCUACGGCCCUGGCGUUGUAACAAAGGUCAGCUAUGGCGGGCUGCGGAUUGAAGAUGAGAAACCGGAUACCGCAUCGCGAAUUGAGGAACCCGAUAACAUCGACGACCUGGACGGUCUAAGUGACAAAGACUUCGAAGUUGACGGUCCUGAGAACGGCGUCUCAGACGCUACAUGGAAACAGCGGUACAUGCGUCUUCGUGCGCAGAUGCAGAAGAAAGACAAAUCCUUGUCGCAGUAUAAGCGCAAGAUUAUGGAGUCUGUCAUGGCGGAGAUUUAG